This is a messenger RNA of Brassica rapa (field mustard), 1538 nucleotides long. Its product is annotated as DNA-directed RNA polymerase I subunit rpa49. The record is from RefSeq and is a predicted model, not a curated record. Gene Ontology annotation, molecular function: DNA binding. NCBI's taxonomy places the organism in Eukaryota, Viridiplantae, Streptophyta, Magnoliopsida, Brassicales, Brassicaceae. Gene Ontology annotation, biological process: DNA-templated transcription.
AGCAGUUUCAGCAUCUCUUUUUCGUUAGGUCUUAGCUCUCUCUCUCUAGCCAUGGCGGACAAGCACCAAAACGACUUCAUGGACGAAGGAGACGAUUUCAAAACCCCGCAACCUCUCGAGAAGAAGAAGAAAAAGAAGAAGAAGAAGACAACAGCAAUCGAAACAGAGAGCCCAAGAUCAAUAGACAUCACCGUGAAACAAAUCUCCGAGAAGUCCGAUAGAAUCCCUCCGAUCGUGGCCUACUUCUCCUCGGGAUACGAUCCUUCAGCACAAUCCAGAGAACCCCCGAAGGUCGCGGUUUACCAGACCGCGUCGAGGAAGAGGACCAGGGUCGUGGUGAGCCCGCAGGGGUCGAACGUGGAGUUCGUGGGUUCGAGUCACAACGGAGAGCAAAUCGCGAGGCAGACUUGUGUCAGUGUGUUGGGUGUUUUGGAUAAAGAGACUCAGACGCUGAGGAUUCUUCCCAUUGCUCACCAGAAGGUGUUGAGAUUAGAUACACGAGUUAAAGGUAAUGAAGCAGGUGAUUCAGAAGCUGCAGAGGAGGAUGGUGAAGAAGAAAAAGCUGACCCUAGCCUCCACACUUUCUGGACCAAGAGAGCUAUUUUAGAUGAUAAGAAGAGGAAAGCUAGGAUUCUAAGAGAUGAUCCCGAGGCACAGAAGGCACUUGAAGGUAAGCUUGACAAAGUGGAGGUUAACACUAGUGCUCUGGAGAACACUAGCGCCGUUGUUGCACGCAACAUUCCUCCUCACAAUGCCUCUGCGACGAAUCCGAGAGAAGCUUAUCCUAUAGAACAGAUUAUCGAAAAUGGAGAGUGGUCCUCCCUUCAGGAUGUUUACUGGCUUCUCCAAGAAGAAGCUGGAGCAGCUACCGACGGUUACCCUGCUUUUGUCCGUAACCGGUUGUACAGGUUGCGUGAUAACAAGGAUGAGAAUGAGAAGGAGACGGCUGCUGGUAUCUUAACGUUCAUCACACAUCUGAUAAAGUUCAAGGACGUAAACUCUAUGGUUGGUUUAGAAUCGGCUAGGAGCCACAGAUUCCCGCCAACCAUCCGUGAGAAAUGUAAUAGAUUGUUCAAGGAUUCUGAAACAUCCAGGUUACCUGAUGACAAGAUCAACCUUCUGAUAAGUUACGUUCUUGUGCUCACCCUUCACGUGGACAAGUUCAAGACCGACUUCGAAGACAUAGCUAAGGAUCUGAGGAUGAGCUCAGUUGAUCUGAGGAAGCAUUUUGAGAACCUUGGGUGCAAGUUCGCUGUUGAGAACUCAAUUCGUGUUGCGACGUUACCGGUUCCUCUCAAGUUCCCGCAGAUAAUGCGGAGGAGGACGAAGAGACGAUAGAAGGAGAGAUGGGCCUUGGAGAAAAGUUGUUCCGUUUGCCCACUUUUUGUUGUCGAGAUUUGAUUUUAACUUAUGUUUCUGUUGUUGGUUUAGUGACUUUUCGUGCUGAUAUGUGUUACACCACCAUAAGGGAACUUGACGAUGUAUAAGACUAUUAGCUCUGUUUUUGUUUGGUUCAAAUGUGCGGCUUCUUCUCUCUU